Messenger RNA from Mobula hypostoma (lesser devil ray), 2852 nucleotides. It is a transcript of the gene plcd4b, whose product is annotated as phospholipase C, delta 4b. Lineage: Eukaryota; Metazoa; Chordata; Chondrichthyes; Myliobatiformes; Myliobatidae. The record is from RefSeq and is a predicted model, not a curated record. Gene Ontology annotation, molecular function: phosphatidylinositol-4,5-bisphosphate phospholipase C activity; calcium ion binding. The transcript has 16 exons. Bases 1 to 2334 code for a protein of 777 amino acids. Gene Ontology annotation, biological process: lipid metabolic process; release of sequestered calcium ion into cytosol; phosphatidylinositol-mediated signaling.
AUGGGGCACAUACUUUCCGGCUGCCCGCCUGCCUUGGAAUCUGCACCGGUGCCAAUGGCGUCUUCCUGGGCCAGCAUGCGGCUGCCGGUCGACGAGGACCUCCGGGCAAUGCUGGGUGGGGCGGUGAUGAGGAAGGUGAAGUCCCGGAGCUGGAAGAGGCCGAGAUACUUCAAACUGCAGGAGGACUGCAUGAGUAUCUGGUACCAGUCCAAGAAAUCCGGCAACCCCCGCAACAGCUUUUCCAUCAGUGACAUCGAGGCGGUGCGUGAGGGCCACCAGUCUGAGGUUCUGCAGAGCACCGCCGAUGAGUUUGACCCCGAGCGCUGCUUCACCCUGGUGUUCCGCGGCCGCAGGGGGAACCUGGACCUGGUGGCUGAUUCCCCGCGAGAGGCAGGACACUGGAUCCAGGGUCUACGCAAGCUCAUCGAGACUGUGAAAAACAUGGACCGGAAAGAAAAGCUCGACCAGUGGAUUAGUGAUUGGUUCCAGAAGGCUGACAAGGAUAAGGAUGGACAGAUGAACUUCAAGGAGGUGCGAAAUUUACUGCAGAUGAUGAACGUCGACAUGAAUGAAGAUCACUCCUUACGGCUCUUUAAGAUGGCGGACAGGUCCCAGUCGGGAACACUGGAGGGUGAGGAGUUCGUCCUGUUCUACAAAGCGCUGACAAAGCGGGAUGAUGUUCACCAGCUGUUCAGUGAGUUCUCCAAGGAUGGGAAGAAGUUGACCCUCCUGGAGUUCGAGGACUUCUUGACCCAUGAGCAGCAUGAGCCGGAGGAAGGUGUGGAGAAGUUUGCCAUGGAUUUGAUCAUGAGAUAUGAGCCGUCAGAGACGGCCAGGAAGUUGUACGCCAUGACGUUGGAUGGGUUCCUCAUGUACCUCUGCUCUCCGGAAGGGUCCAUCUUCAAUCUCAAGCAUGAACCUGUCUACCAGGACAUGAUGCAGCCUCUGUGCCACUAUUUCAUCUCCUCCUCCCACAACACCUACCUGCUCGAGGACCAGCUUCGGGGACACAGUAGUGUUGAAGGUUAUAUUAGAGCUCUGAAGAAGGGCUGCCGCUGCGUGGAGGUGGACUGCUGGGACGGCCCGAACCAGGAGCCAGUGGUUUACCACGGCCACACACUGACCUCCAAGAUCCUCUUCAAGGACGUCAUCUCCGUGGUGGACAAGUACGCCUUCAAGACCUCCGAUCUCCCCGUCAUCCUGUCCAUCGAGAACCACUGCAGCCUGGAGCAGCAGACGGUGAUGGCCCAUCACCUCACCACCAUCCUGGGGGAGAAGCUGUUGACGAGUACCAUUGACGUGCAGGUCCCCAGCACACUCCCCUCUCCAGAGGAGCUGCGGUGGAAGGUUCUGGUGAAGGGGAAGAGGAUUGGGGGGCUGGAGAGCUCCGUGAACGGCCUGGGUCAGCAGCACUGCGCUGCAGAGGUGACAGACGAAGAUGAGGCGGUGGAGGUGGAGGACGAGACCGUAAAGAAUGAAGUGAAGCGGAAAGGGAAGGACUCCAAGCAGCAUUUGGCCAGGGAGCUGUCUGACUGUGUCAUCUACUGCAAGAGUGUCCACUUCCACAGCUUCAAGCAUGCCCGCAUGCACAACAAGUUCUAUGAGAUCUCCUCCUUCACCGAGUACAAGGCCAGGAAACAGAUCCGGGAGUCUGCCAAUGAAUUUGUCCGACACAACGCUCGCCAGCUGACCCGGGUUUAUCCCAGCGGCUUCCGAACCGACUCAUCCAACUUCAACCCACAGGAGAUGUGGAACGCCGGGUGCCAAAUCGUUGCUUUGAACUUCCAGUCAGCGGGGGAGGAGAUGGAUCUUAACGACGGCCUCUUCACCACCAACGGCCACUGCGGCUACGUGCUGAAGCCCGCCUUCCUGAGGUCAACGGACUCCACCUUCGACCCCGACCAUCCCAAGGAAUCUGCUGGGUACCGACCCCUAAACCUCACCAUCCAGGUGAUCAGUGGACAGCAGUUACCAAAAGUGGCCAACAGUAAGCAGGGAUCGAUCGUGGACCCUCUGGUCAGGGUGGAGGUACAUGGAGUACCCAUGGACAAUGCGAAACAAGAAACCAAGUACAUCGACAAUAAUGGAUUUAACCCUGUGUGGUACGAGACGCUCAGCUUCAUCGUCCAUGUCCCAGAGCUCACCCUGGUGCGGUUUCUGGUUGAGGAUUACGACCUGGCCUCGAAGAACGACUUUGUGGGGCAGUACACAAUACCACUGUCCUCCAUGAAGGAGGGUUACCGGCACGUCCACCUGCUCUCCCGGGACGGCACCCCCAUCGCACCCGCUUCGCUCUUUGUCCACGUCAACAUCGCAGAGGCUGCCGGCAGAUAGUGGAGAGGGAGGGGAGUUACACUGCCUACCUAACCCUCUAGCUCCAACCCUUCCCACCCCGCCUCCCCUGAGUUCCACACGUCUAAACCCCAUCCACCCAGCUCCCCCCUCCCCCACGGCACACAGCAACCCCCAGGGUGCUCCUCAACCUGACACAGUGGGUGAGCAAUCCCUCCUCCUUCUGGUGGGCUGCUGGGGAGACGGGACACAGGUGGGGGCUCCCCAAGCGUGGCAGUUGCUGACGUUUGGAGUUUGCCAGCCAGGCACUGGGAUCACGGCUUAAGUGGUGUCCAGUAAACGGGGUGACUGUUUGAAUGAGACGGAUUGAGGGGUGAAACACCCUCCCCCCACUAUACUAGAGCCAGGGGGUUGGUCCCCUUAGAUAAGGUGACAUUUCUGCCCCCGAUCUUUUGUCGCUUGGAUCUGUGACCUCAAUGAAUCAGAUCACUGACGUACAUCAUGUAACUUGUUGUUUUGCAGCAAGAUGUAAAAAUCAUAAGUUUCAAAAUAUAAAUAAA